Rangifer tarandus platyrhynchus (Svalbard reindeer) is the source of this 6207-nucleotide messenger RNA. The record is from the annotation of a GenBank genome assembly. Lineage: Eukaryota; Metazoa; Chordata; Mammalia; Artiodactyla; Cervidae.
AUGCUGAAGUUCAAGUAUGGAGCACGGAAUCCGCUGGACGCCGGUGCUGUUGGAUCCAUUGCUAGCCGGGCCUCCAGGCUGAAUCUUUUCUUCCAGGGGAAACCAUCCUCCAUGACUCAACAGCAGAUGGCUCUUCUUUCCCGAGAAGCGAUAUUAGAUGCCCUCUUUGUUCUCUUUAAAGAAUGCAGUCAGCCGGCUCUGAUGAAGAUUAAGCACGUGAGCAACUUUGUCCAGAAGUAUUCUGAUAUCAUAGCUGAGUUGCAAGAGCUCCAACCUUCAGUGAAGGACUUUGAAGUGAGAAGUGUCGUAGGCUGCGGUCACUUUGCUGAAGUACAGGUGGUCAGAGAGAAAGCAACUGGGGAUGUCUAUGCCAUGAAAGUCAUGAAGAAGAAGGCCUUGUUGGCCCAGGAGCAGGUCUCAUAUUUCGAGGAAGAACAGAACAUAUUAUCUCGGAGUACAAGUCCUUGGAUCCCCCAGUUGCAGUACGCCUUUCAGGACAAAAAUAACCUUUAUUUGGUCAUGGAAUAUCAGCCUGGAGGGGAUUUGCUGUCACUUUUGAAUAGAUAUGAAGACCAAUUAGAUGAAAAUAUGAUUCAGUUUUACCUAGCUGAACUGAUUUUGGCUGUCCACAGUGUUCAUCAGAUGGGAUAUGUGCAUCGAGACAUCAAGCCCGAGAACAUCCUCAUUGACCGAACUGGACACAUCAAGCUGGUGGAUUUUGGAUCAGCUGCUAAAAUGAACUCAAAUAAGAUGGUAAAUGCCAAACUCCCGGUUGGGACUCCAGAUUACAUGGCCCCUGAAGUGUUGACUGUGAUGAAUGGGGAUGGAAAAGGUGCCUAUAGCCUAGACUGUGACUGGUGGUCAGUGGGAGUUAUUGCUUAUGAGAUGGUUUAUGGAAGAUGCCCAUUCACUGAAGGAACCUCAGCCAAAACCUUCAAUAACAUCAUGAAUUUCCAGCGAUUCUUGAAGUUUCCAGAUGACCCCAAAGUUAGCAGUGAAUUGCUUGAUCUAAUCCAGAGUUUGUUGUGUGGCCAGAAAGAGAGGCUGAAGUUUGAAGGCCUUUGCUGUCAUCCUUUCUUCUCCAAAAUCGACUGGAGUAACAUUCGUAACUCUCCUCCCCCCUUCGUUCCCACCCUCAAGUCUGAUGAUGACACCUCCAAUUUUGAUGAACCAGAGAAGAAUUCGUGGGUUUCAUCCUCUCCGUGCCAGCUGAACCCCUCAGGUUUCUCGGGCGAAGAACUGCCGUUUGUGGGGUUUUCGUAUAGCAAGGCACUGGGAAUUCUUGGUAGAUCUGAGUCUGUUGUGUCAAGUCUGGACUCCCCUGCCAAGACUAGCUCCAUGGAAAAGAAACUUCUUAUCAAAAGCAAAGAGCUGCAAGACUCCCAGGACAAGUGUCACAAGAUGGAGCAGGAAAUGACCCGGUUACAUCGGAGAGUGUCAGAGGUGGAGGCUGUGCUUAGUCAGAAGGAGGUGGAGCUGAAGGCCUCUGAGACUCAGAGAUCCCUCCUGGAGCAGGACCUUGCUACCUACAUCACAGAAUGCAGUAGCUUAAAGCGAAGUUUGGAGCAAGCACGGAUGGAGGUGUCCCAAGAGGACGACAAAGCACUGCAGCUCCUCCAUGAUAUCAGAGAGCAGAGCCGGAAGCUCCAGGAAAUCAAAGAGCAGGAGUACCAGGCUCAAGUGGAAGAAAUGAGGUUGAUGAUGAAUCAGUUGGAAGAGGACCUGGUUUCGGCGAGAAGGCGGAGUGACCUCUAUGAAUCGGAGCUCAGAGAGUCUCGGCUGGCUGCUGAAGAGUUUAAGCGGAAAGCAACAGAAUGUCAGCAUAAACUGAUGAAGGCUAAAGAUCAAGGGAAGCCUGAAGUGGGAGAAUAUGCCAAACUGGAGAAGAUCAAUGCUGAGCAGCAGCUCAAAAUUCAGGAGCUCCAAGAGAAGCUAGAAAAGGCCGUGAAAGCCAGCACAGAGGCUACCGAGCUGCUACAGAACAUCCGUCAGGCGAAAGAGCGGGCCGAGCGUGAGCUGGAGAAGCUGCACAACCGCGAGGACUCCUCCGAGGGCAUCAAGAAGAAGCUGGUGGAGGCCGAGGAACGCCGCCACUCUCUGGAGAACAAGGUAAAGAGGCUAGAGACCAUGGAGCGUAGAGAAAACAGACUGAAGGAUGACAUCCAGACAAAGUCCCAACAGAUCCAGCAGAUGGCUGAUAAAAUUCUGGAGCUGGAGGAGAAGCACAGGGAAGCCCAGGUCUCAGCCCAGCAUCUGGAGGUGCACCUGAAACAGAAAGAACAGCACUAUGAAGAAAAAAUUAAAGUGUUGGACAAUCAGAUAAAGAAAGACCUAGCCGACAAGGAGACACUGGAGAACCUGAUGCAAAGACACGAAGAGGAGGCCCAUGAGAAAGGCAAAAUUCUCAGCGAGCAGAAGGCGAUGAUCAAUGCCAUGGAUUCCAAGAUCAGAUCCCUGGAACAGAGGAUAGUGGAAUUGUCGGAAGCCAAUAAACUUGCGGCCAACAGCAGUCUUUUUACCCAGAGGAACAUGAAGGCCCAGGAAGAGAUGAUUUCAGAACUCAGGCAACAGAAGUUUUACCUGGAGACACAAGCUGGGAAAUUGGAGGCCCAGAACCGGAAGCUGGAGGAGCAGCUGGAAAAAAUAAGCCACCAAGACCACAGUGACAAGAACCGUCUGCUGGAGCUGGAGACCAGGCUGAGGGAGGUCAGCCUAGAGCAUGAAGAGCAGAAACUGGAGCUCAAGCGCCAGCUCACAGAGCUGCAGCUCUCCCUGCAGGAGCGUGAAUCCCAGCUGGCAGCCCUGCAGGCUGCACGGGCGGCCCUGGAGAGCCAGCUCCGCCAGGCCAAGACGGAGCUGGAAGAGACGACCGCAGAAGCAGAGGAAGAGAUCCAGGCGCUUACGGCACAUAGAGAUGAAAUCCAGCGCAAAUUUGAUGCCCUUCGUAACAGCUGUACUGUGAUCACAGACUUGGAGGAGCAGCUAAACCAGCUGACAGAGGACAACGCCGAGCUCAACAACCAAAACUUCUACUUGUCUAAACAACUUGAUGAGGCCUCUGGUGCCAACGAUGAGAUCGUGCAGCUGCGAAGUGAAGUGGACCACCUCCGCCGCGAGAUCACCGAGAGGGAGAUGCAGCUCACUAGCCAGAAGCAAACGAUGGAGGCGCUGAAGACCACGUGCACAAUGCUGGAGGAGCAGGUCAUGGACCUGGAGGCCCUGAACGACGAGCUGCUGGAGAAGGAGCGGCAGUGGGAGGCCUGGAGGAGCGUCCUUGGUGAUGAGAAGUCCCAGUUUGAGUGUCGGGUUCGAGAGUUGCAGAGGAUGCUGGACACCGAGAAGCAGAGCAGGGCGAGGGCCGACCAGCGGAUCACUGAGUCGCGCCAAGUGGUCGAGCUGGCAGUGAAGGAGCACAAGGCCGAGAUCCUGGCCUUGCAGCAGGCUCUCAAGGAGCAGAAGCUAAAGGCUGAGAGCCUCUCCGACAAGCUCAAUGACCUGGAGAAGAAGCACGCCAUGCUUGAAAUGAAUGCCCGAAGUUUACAACAGAAGCUGGAGACGGAACGAGAGCUCAAACAAAGGCUUCUGGAAGAGCAAGCCAAGUUACAGCAGCAGAUGGACCUGCAGAAGAAUCAUAUUUUCCGUCUGACUCAAGGGCUGCAAGAAGCUCUGGAUCGGGCUGAUCUGCUGAAGACAGAAAGGAGUGACCUGGAAUAUCAGCUGGAAAAUAUUCAGGUUCUCUAUUCUCAUGAGAAGGUGAAAAUGGAAGGCACUAUUUCCCAACAAACCAAACUCAUCGAUUUUCUGCAAGCCAAAAUGGACCAACCCGCCAAAAAGAAAAAGGGUUUAUUUAGUCGACGGAAAGAGGACCCUGCUUUGCCCACACAGGUUCCUCUGCAGUACAAUGAGCUGAAGGUGGCUCUGGAGAAGGAGAAAGCUCGCUGCGCAGAGCUCGAGGAAGCCCUGCAGAAGACGCGCAUCGAGCUCCGCUCCGCCCGGGAGGAAGCUGCCCACCGGAAAGCCGCGGACCACCCACACCCAUCUACGCCGGCUACCGCCAGGCAGCAGAUCGCCAUGUCCGCCAUUGUGCGGUCACCCGAGCACCAGCCCAGCGCCCUGAGCCUGCUCGCCCCACCGUCCAGCCGCAGGAAGGAGUCUUCCACCCCAGAGGAAUUCAGCCGGCGUCUUAAGGAGCGCAUGCACCACAACAUCCCUCACCGGUUCAACGUGGGACUGAACAUGCGAGCCACGAAGUGUGCCGUGUGUCUGGAUACCGUGCACUUCGGACGCCAGGCAUCCAAGUGUCUCGAAUGUCAGGUCAUGUGCCAUCCCAAGUGCUCCACGUGCUUGCCAGCUACCUGUGGCCUGCCAGCUGAAUAUGCCACACACUUCACCGAGGCCUUCUGCCGUGACAAGAUGAACUCCCCAGGCCUUCAGUCCAAGGAACCCAGCAGCAGCUUGCACCUGGAAGGGUGGAUGAAGGUGCCCAGGAAUAACAAGCGAGGACAGCAAGGCUGGGACAGGAAGUACAUUGUCCUGGAGGGCUCCAAAGUCCUCAUUUAUGACAACGAAGCCAGAGAAGCUGGACAGAGGCCGGUGGAAGAAUUUGAGCUGUGCCUUCCCGACGGGGACGUGUCUAUUCAUGGCGCCGUUGGUGCUUCUGAACUUGCAAACACAGCCAAAGCAGAUGUCCCCUAUGUCCUGAAGAUGGAGUCUCACCCCCACACCACCUGCUGGCCCGGGAGGACCCUCUACUUGCUGGCUCCCAGCUUUCCCGACAAGCAGCGCUGGGUCACCGCCUUAGAGUCAGUUGUGGCAGGUGGGAGAGUGUCUAGGGAAAAGGCAGAAGCUGACGCUAAAUUGCUCGGAAACUCCCUGCUGAAACUGGAAGGUGAUGACCGACUGGACAUGAACUGCACGCUGCCCUUCAGCGACCAGGUGGUGCUGGUGGGCACCGAGGAAGGGUUGUAUGCGCUGAAUGUCUUGAAGAACUCCCUCACCCACGUCCCAGGAAUUGGAGCAGUCUUCCAGAUUUACAUCAUCAAGGACCUGGAGAAGCUCCUCAUGAUCGCAGGAGAGGAGCGGGCCCUGUGUCUCGUGGAUGUGAAGAAGGUGAAGCAGUCCCUUGCGCAGUCUCACCUCCCCGCCCAGCCAGACAUCUCGCCCAACAUCUUUGAAGCGGUCAAGGGCUGCCACUUGUUUGCUGCUGGCAAGAUUGAGAGCGGGCUCUGCAUCUGUGCAGCCAUGCCCAGCAAAGUUGUCAUUCUCCGCUACAAUGAAAACCUCAGCAAGUACUGCAUUCGGAAAGAGAUCGAGACCUCGGAGCCCUGCAGCUGUAUCCACUUCACCAACUACAGUAUCCUCAUCGGAACCAAUAAAUUCUACGAAAUCGACAUGAAGCAGUACACGCUGGAGGAAUUCCUGGAUAAGAACGACCAUUCCUUGGCGCCUGCCGUGUUUGCCUCCUCUUCCAACAGUUUCCCCGUGUCCAUCAUGCAGGUGAACGGCGCGGGGCAGCGGGAGGAGUUCCUGCUGUGUUUCCACGAAUUCGGGGUGUUCGUGGAUUCUUACGGAAGACGCAGCCGCACAGAUGAUCUCAAGUGGAGUCGCUUACCUCUGGCCUUCGCCUACAGAGAACCCUAUCUGUUUGUGACUCACUUCAACUCACUCGAAGUAAUUGAGAUCCAGGCCCGCUCCUCUCUGGGGACCCCCGCCCGCGCAUAUCUGGAAAUCCCCAACCCACGCUACCUGGGCCCUGCCAUCUCCUCAGGAGCCAUCUACCUGGCAUCCUCAUACCAGGAUAAGUUAAGGGUCAUCUGCUGCAAAGGAAACCUGGUGAAGGAGACCGGCACUGACCACCACCGUGGCCCGUCCACCUCCCGCAGCCCCAACAAGCGCGGCCCGCCGACCUACAACGAGCACAUCACCAAGCGCGUGGCCUCAAGCCCGGCGCCUCCCGAAGGCCCCAGCCACCCUCGAGAGCCAAGCACACCCCACCGCUACCGCGAGGGGCGGACCGAGCUGCGCAGGGACAAGUCUCCGGGCCGCCCCUUGGAGCGCGAGAAGUCCCCCGGCCGGAUGCUGAGCACGCGGAGGGAGCGCUCCCCCGGGCGGCUGUUUGAGGACAGCAGCAGGGGCCGGCUGCCCGUGGGGGCCGUGAGGACCCCGCUGUCCCAGGUCAACAAGGUCUGGGACCAGUCUUCAGUAUAA